UCGAAAUACCUGGCUGAAACCCCCAGUUUCCCGAUAUCGCAUUGAUUUGCUAAUGCAGUUCGAACAUCGCUGAGGGAGGAAAGAAACCUUUUCCCGCAGAUAACAAUUUCAAUUUCCUGAUUGGCAUUUUCAAAUAAACUAGUUGUUAAUUUGUAAAGUUUGGUGAAAUGCUGGUCCCCAUAUUUAAACACCUCUUGGUGAAGUUCCUAGACUAUUUCGGCCUUGUGAUGAAACUGGCGGAGAAUUCGUGGGUAAUUAUGAUACUGGUCAGCAGCACGAUGGCUCUGGCCUUUAUCCUGAAUGUUUAUUCGGGAAGAACGAUCUUCCGUGAUGUGGCCAACACGGUGGCCAACAUGAGGACUCAAUCGAUGCUGAAACUCCAGCCUUCGCCCAUCAACAUAUCGGAGAACGUGGUGCAGAGAAAGCGGCUCAAUCCCCCUUUGCAAUGGACCCACUACGAGGAUCUUCCGAUGGCGACUGUUCUGCAAAAUAACGGGAAUACAGUUAUCUUGCGGGUCUAUACUCCCAUCAACUUUUUGCCCUACCUGAGCGGAGCUGAACUGGAAGGUAGAUAUUACUUUGUGGAGGCGAUCUUCAAGUGGGGUACCCUGCAAUCCGAGCAUUCGAUUGGCAACCAGAAGUUCUGCCUGGAGAUGCAGGCACUUCAUCGAUGUCUCAAUCAAAAUGGCACUUUUGAAUUCCUAACCUUGUCCUAUCUGUUCAAGAUUUCUCCCUACAAGAACGAAGAGCUGAAGCAGAUCUGUGAUCACCUCAAGUGGAUCCUGCACCCAGGAUCUACAAUUGAGCUGCCACCCUUCGAGCUGGGGUUCCUAAUUAGACCAUUCACCGGAAGUCACUACACCUACAAUGGCACCUACGACAAUGGGGAGAUGACUGUGGCCACCACCUGGUUUAUCAACAAGGCGAUCUUCAACGUCAAUUCUCUUCAAUUGGCCCAGUUUGCAGCCCUUUAUCGAGAGGAUGGCAAAAGGAUGACGAGCAAUGGGCGUCCAGAACAGCCGUUGGGCCAUCGUUGUGUAUAUUUUAACUACUGAGGAGCCGAUAUACAAAAUACAAAUACUUUAUAAAUUUUAAAUAUA
Messenger RNA from Drosophila eugracilis, 1100 nucleotides. It is a transcript of the gene CAH14, whose product is annotated as carbonic anhydrase 15. Bases 168 to 1055 code for a protein of 295 amino acids. Gene Ontology annotation, cellular component: cytoplasm. Gene Ontology annotation, molecular function: carbonate dehydratase activity; zinc ion binding. The record is from RefSeq and is a predicted model, not a curated record. Lineage: Eukaryota; Metazoa; Arthropoda; Insecta; Diptera; Drosophilidae. The transcript is spliced from 2 exons.